AACCCCGCGCUCCCGCCCACUUUCGCGGAUCAAGUUUGAAUGAAGCGCAGCAGCCUCGCUCUGGAGGUGCCAGGGAGCUUUUUUAGCGCUAAUUAUUCCAAGUGUGUGUCAAAGGGGCGCCCUGAUCCAGGAUGGAGAUGAAGAAGAGAAUCCUUCUAGAACUGCGGAACCGCACACCGAAAGACGUGAAAAAACUUGUGCUGGAUUAUUGUCUCUCCAAUGAAGGCAAAAUCGAAGGUCUAACGGAUGAAUUUGAGGAGCUGGAAUUGCUGAGCACAAUCAGGGUUGGAUUGACGACAGUGGCCCACUUUCCCAAGCUCAAAAAACUCAAGAAGCUUGAACUCAGCGAAAAUAUGAUCUCCGGAGGGUUGGAAGUGUUGGCAGAGAAAUGCCCCAAUCUCACACAUCUUAACCUCAGUGCCAACAAGAUAAAAGACAUCAGCUCCAUUGAACCAUUGAAGGAACUGAGGACCCUGAAAAGCCUCGACUUCUGGAACUGUGAAGUAACAAACCUGAGCGACUACAGAGAAAGUGUUUUCAAGCUGAUACCACAUCUCAUGUAUUUGGACGGAUACGACAAAAACGACAAAGAGGCACCGGAUUCGGACACCGAGUUUUACUCCGAAGGCUGGGAAUAUGAUGACGAAGAUGAGGAUGAGUUAGACGAGGAGGACUGUGAUGAAGAUGGCGCAACGGAAGAUGAGGAAGACGACGAAGAAGAUGAUGACGAGGAGAAUGAAGAGGAGGGCCUUAGCGGAGAGGAGGAAGAGAAGAAGGUGGAUGUCAAUAACCAAGAUGACGACGAUGAGGACGAGGACGACGACGAAGAUGAGGAGGAGGACGAGCGGGGUCAGAAGAGAAAAAGGGAACUGGAUGAAGAAGGAGAAGAAGACGAACCCGAUGAUGACGAUUGA
Molecule: messenger RNA, 914 nt
Organism: Nerophis lumbriciformis (worm pipefish)
Lineage: Eukaryota; Metazoa; Chordata; Actinopteri; Syngnathiformes; Syngnathidae
Gene: anp32a
Product: acidic (leucine-rich) nuclear phosphoprotein 32 family, member A
Biological process (GO): regulation of apoptotic process
Cellular component (GO): nucleus
Molecular function (GO): histone binding
Source: RefSeq, a predicted model, not a curated record